Molecule: messenger RNA, 1143 nt
Organism: Adineta ricciae
Lineage: Eukaryota; Metazoa; Rotifera; Eurotatoria; Adinetida; Adinetidae
Source: the annotation of a GenBank genome assembly
AUGGAUUGGUGGUAUUUCUUUCUUAGUGUCUAUUUCGUUACUGCUGCUGCAGAUAUUGGUCGUGUGCAUACGUUUAACAUUCAACAAGACGAACGUGUUCGACUCGAAUGCAUCGUCACAUCGAAACAGGAUGCUGAAGAAGCUAUGUGGAUGCGCAUUCGACCUCCGCAUAAUCCAGAUAUUUUAACUUAUCGAGACAGUGUUGUUUACACGCCGGAUCGUAUCGAAUUAGAGCAACGUCGACUUAGUUCAAUUGAUGAUGAAGGCCGAUAUAUUUGUUCGAAACGACGAGCAAUCUUUGCAGAAUAUGAUCUGUUUAUAAUAAUUCCGCCGCAGUUUAUUGAUGAUGAUAAUUUUAGUCAACAGCGGGCCAUUAUCGAAGGGUCAACUCUUCACCUGUCUUGUUCGGCUUACGGUCGACCACAGCCUUCAAUAACUUGGUUCUAUCGAGCACAGGAUGAUAAACGUAUCAUUCUAGGUGAUGGCGUAGGUUGUUUGGAUAGAAUGUGUGAACUCCAUUUACCAAAUUAUACUAGAGAUAAUCCUGACACAGUCGAAUGUGUUGCUGAUAAUCAAAAGUCAUCGCGAAUAUCCAAAGUGUUCACCAUUGAUGUGAUUUAUCCACCGAAAAUCACAACAUUUGUUCGAACGAUAGGUGGCCCGAAAAGCACAGAUGUUUUCCUCGAAUGUUUAUCCCUGGCAAAUCCACCACCAGUGAUUACUUGGCUUGACAAUGAUCGACGUGAGAUACAUUCAAACCAUCUAUAUACAGUUAGACAGGUGAAUCAAUCGUCGGUGUUAUCUUUUUCAACACUGGAGAUCGAUCCAUCACAAGUGAUUUACCACUGUCGAAGUCAUAACUCACUAGGUUCAAUGGAAAAAUUCAUCAAUAUAUCUUAUUUGAUUGAAAGUACUUCUGAAUCGACACCGACACAGGUGUCAACAACCUCUACAACAAUGAAAUCAACUCGUGCACGUCCGCGCACGAUAACAACAGCAACAGUAGCAACGACAACCACACUAGCCGUUGUGUCGGUUACCAACAUCCCGUCAAGUAGUUGUGUCUCUUGUUAUUCGACAAGGUUUUUUUUGGUUUUUAUUCUUUGUAAUUUUUUCAAAAAUACAAUAUAUUGCACUGUUUAG